UUCAAAGGUCUGCGCGCUGCCAUCGAACCUACGUCUAUACCCUCGCCCCUGGACACCAUCGAAGAUGACAAGGAGCAAUGGGAGGACCAGACGUAUGGUACACUGCCUGGCGGCCAUGUCCCGCUGUCCACCUCGGACUACGUAGCUAUUGACCAAGGGAACUCAUCGCCCAGGUAUAUGCGCGUGUCCACCUGGAAUGUUCCGAGCACCUCCCGUCUUGCUUCGGACUGUGGUAUACCUCUCGCCGCUAUUAUACAGCCUUUCUCAGAUCAGGACCCUCAAGAGGAGCCCGUUCCGGUAGUCGAAACGGGCGAUGUCGGUCCCGCACGUUGUGCGCAAUGUCGAGCAUACAUCAAUCCGUGGUGCAAGUGGGUAGCAGGCGGGAUGAGGUGGAAGUGCAAUUUGUGCUCUCAUGAGACCGAAGUCGCCCCGGAGUACUUUUGCAACCUGGAUGCAAACUUGAACAGGCUAGAUCACAUGCAGCGUCUUGAACUCAACAAGGGGACCAUAGAUUUUGUCGUUCCGGACGAGUACUGGGCAGUAGACCCGCCACCGCGCAUAUCUCCCCUGUUCCAGUCUGUCAUUACCCCGCCGAAGUCCGGACGGCGGCAGCCCAAGCCCAUGCUUUAUGUUUUCGCCCUGGACGUCUCCAUGGAUGCCAUCAAGUCAGGUUUCACGCUUUCAGCAUGUAUGAACCUGCUUGGUGUUCUGUACAACUCCCAGUCGGAAGGCGACACCAAAUCGGGCUUGUGUAUACCGCCCGAAAGCAAGAUCUGUAUCAUUACGUAUGAUCGGACGAUCCAUUUUUACGAUCUCUCACCACGCGCAAAUGAUACCGCUAGUAUGCUUGUUAUUCCUGAUCUAGAGGAUAUAUAUGUUCCUAUACGGAACGGCUUAUUCGUCGACCCGCAAGCGUGCCGCCAGACAAUUACCAAUCUGCUCGCUGGUCUCGGCUCACCAGAUGGGCGACCUAUAACGACCGAAGCUGCACUGGGCUCAGCGUUGGCAGCCUGUUUAGCUGCUCUCGCAGGCAGUGGCGGGCAAGUGGUCGUAUUUGCCGCUGUGAUCCCCACGAUCGGCUUGGGAGCGCUCAAAUCUCCCGACGAUGACACCACUUUGUACGGCACAGACAAGGAGAAGACACUGUUUACCCCACGGCACGGGACCUGGGAAGACCUAGCCGUUCAAUGCGCGGAGGAGGGUAUUGGCGUCAGCAUGUUCUUGGGCCAGAGCAGGCCCAUUGAUGUGGCAUCUGUUGGUAUCGUGUCGUCGCUGACCGGCGGCGAGUUGUUCUUCCAUCCGCGCUUUGACCCUGCGCGCGACGGCCCGGUCCUGCGUUCGCAGUUACACAGACUGCUGAGCCGCACGACGGCCUAUUCGUGUGCCAUGCGCGUGCGUUGCUCGAACGGCCUGCGUGUGGCGCAGCACUACGGCAAUUUCUACGAGGGCCCGACGUCGGACCUCAUUCUCGGGACGUUCGAUGCGGACAAGGCGGUCUCGGUCUCUUUGGAGCACACAGGAACACUAAACGACUCGACGUUCGCAUUCCUACAGAGCGCCGUGCUACAUACGACGGCGGCGGGGCAGCGCCGCGUGCGUGUGUGCAACGUGGGUCUACAGGUGGCGUCGCUGGCUGGCAGCGUCUUCCGUUACGCUGACAUGGAGGCGGUUGUGAGCCAUAUGGUCCGCGAAGGAGUGUCUCAGAUGUCCAGAGAUAGAAUUGCGAAGAUCCAGGAGCGGCUGACGGAGAAGUGUAUGGCCGUGCUGCUCGGGUAUCGAAGACUAUGUGCCGCGAAUGCGCAGGCUUCACAGCUGAUCAUCCCCGAGGCAUUCCGAGCAUUGCCGCUGUACACAUUGGCCAUGUUUAAAACAAAGUCAUUGAAAGGGCGAAACGUCACGACAGACGUACGCAACUAUCAUUCACACAAGGUCCGGGGCAUGAGCGUGCGCGCGAUCAUGCAGCAUCUGUAUCCCGGGCUACUCGCACUCCACGACCUCGACGACACCAUCGCGCUGCCCGACGCGAACACGGGGCGCAUCCGCCUUCCGUCUCUUAUGCGCGACAGCUACAUCUUCAUGGAGUCAUACGGGAUUUAUCUUAUCGACAAUGAGGAAAUGAUGGUGCUCUGGAUCGGGUCGGACGCCUCGCCGCGGCUGCUGAAGGACCUGUUCGACGUCGACGAGUUCAUGCAGGUCGACACACAUCUCACACAGCUCCCACGUCUCCCUACGCGGCUGUCGAUGCAGGUGCACAACAUCCUCGCGCACCGGCGCGCACAGCGCGGGUGGACGCCGAAAUUUCUGAUAGCGCGGCGGAACAUGGACGCCGCGGAGAUCGAGUUCAGCGACAUGCUUGUCGAGGACCAGAACAAUGCCGCUAUGUCGUACCUCGACUACUUGUGCCACGUGCACAGGCUGAUCAACCAGGAGGUGCGUGUGCUGUUGUGUCUGGCGCUGACGAUGACUUUACUGUUUGCAAUGCACAGCUCUCCGGAGGGUCUGCGGCGAAUCAUAGUAGCUUCAGGGCACCGUGGUAGUAGUGAUGAUGCAUGGGAGAGUGCUGGUAAUGUGCGCAUCGCGUAUCUAGCCGCUGUAUGUAGCCUGAGUAGUUGCAAAACUCCGCGGCUGGUCCCAGGAGAUCCAGUGCUGCGAUCCUCGUUACUUCAGCCUCCCUCGUUAUAUCAUGUUUGCUGCGGUAGAGUCCAAAUACACAAUCAAUGCAAGCUCCGCGACCUGCGCCAUCGUUCCUUGUCCCUGAGCGUUAUCUGA
This is a messenger RNA of Postia placenta MAD-698-R-SB12, 2769 nucleotides long. RefSeq lists its product as hypothetical. Lineage: Eukaryota; Fungi; Basidiomycota; Agaricomycetes; Polyporales; Adustoporiaceae. The record is from RefSeq and is a predicted model, not a curated record. Gene Ontology annotation, molecular function: zinc ion binding; SNARE binding. The annotation marks the transcript as partial. The transcript has 14 exons. Gene Ontology annotation, cellular component: endoplasmic reticulum exit site; COPII vesicle coat. Gene Ontology annotation, biological process: COPII-coated vesicle cargo loading; endoplasmic reticulum to Golgi vesicle-mediated transport; intracellular protein transport.